AUGGCGGAUGUAGAAGACUCCUCGUCAUCAGCGACGCCGGACCCAAACCUGGCGCGGAACGUGCGGGAGAAGGUGGCGCAAGGCGAGCACAUGGAGUUGGUGGACGCAGCCAUGGCGGUGGCUGUUGACGAUGAAGAGGCAGUGAAGACGGUGGUGAAGGUGGCGCUCUGCUGCAUCCAGCACGAGCGGGACAUGAGGCCAACUGGCCAAGCAUGCAAAAUGUGGUGGAUAUGCUCGAAGGCCGGGUCCCCGUUAAUCUCGGGCCAGAGACCCGUCGUCCAUCAUCUUCUUCUGCUGUAA
Messenger RNA from Miscanthus lutarioriparius, 300 nucleotides. Lineage: Eukaryota; Viridiplantae; Streptophyta; Magnoliopsida; Poales; Poaceae. The record is from the annotation of a GenBank genome assembly.